This is a messenger RNA of Symbiodinium natans, 1059 nucleotides long. The record is from the annotation of a GenBank genome assembly. Lineage: Eukaryota; Dinophyceae; Suessiales; Symbiodiniaceae.
AUGGGUCUGGCGUUCACGAAGAUAUGGCAGCGCCUGAUCGGAAAGCAGGAGAUGCGCAUUUUGAUGGUCGGCUUAGAUGAGAUGCGCAUUUUGAUGGUCGGCUUAGAUGCGGCCGGUAAGACAACCAUCCUCUACAAGCUGAAGUUGGGCGAAGUGGUCACCACGAUUCCAACCAUCGGCUUCAACGUGGAGACUGUGGAGUACAAGAACCUGUCGUUCACGGUGUGGGACGUCGGAGGCCAGGACAAGAUUCGCCCUCUGUGGCGCCACUACUAUCAGGGCACAAACGGCCUGAUCUACGUCGUUGACAGCAACGACCGGGAUCGCAUCGAAGACGCCCGCGAGGAGCUCAACAAGAUGCUGAACGAAGACGAGAUGCGCGAUGCAGUCGUCCUGGUCUUUGCAAACAAGCAGGACCUGCCGAAUGCAAUGACUGCGGCCGAAGUUACCGAGAAGCUCGGACUGCACAACCUGCGCCAUCGUCAAUGGUUCAUCCAGUCCGCCUGCGCCACCACGGGAGACGGUCUGUACGAGGGUCUGGUGGCUGUGCUGAAACUAUGGCUGGUCAGCGUAGUUUUCAAGUUCCGCUGCCUUGUUUCUCACAUUGUUUCUGAUUUAGUAUCAUGUCUCGUGUCCAAAGUGAUCAGGAUUCCAACCAUCGGCUUCAACGUGGAGACUGUGGAGUACAAGAACCUGUCGUUCACGGUGUGGGACGUCGGAGGCCAGGACAAGAUUCGCCCUCUGUGGCGCCACUACUAUCAGGGCACAAACGGCCUGAUCUACGUCGUUGACAGCAACGACAGGGAUCGCAUCGAAGACGCCCGCGAGGAGCUCAACAAGAUGCUGAACGAAGACGAGAUGCGCGAUGCAGUCGUCCUGGUCUUUGCGAACAAGCAGGACCUGCCGAAUGCAAUGACUGCGGCCGAAGUUACCGAGAAGCUCGGACUGCACAACCUGCGCCAUCGUCAAUGGUUCAUCCAGUCCGCCUGCGCCACCACCGGAGACGGUCUGUACGAGGGUCUGGACUGGCUCUCCCGCACGUUGUCCUCAAAGCGAUAA